Molecule: messenger RNA, 1602 nt
Organism: Adineta steineri
Lineage: Eukaryota; Metazoa; Rotifera; Eurotatoria; Adinetida; Adinetidae
Source: the annotation of a GenBank genome assembly
AUGAUUCCAACUGUUAGAGUUGAUGUUAAAUAUCAACCAUUAGAUGCCAAAGCGAUUUCGUAUGAAAAGAUUUCCGACGAUGAACAACAGCGAAGUCAAAGAACUACACCUAUUCAAUUAAAAAAAGCCAUUGAAUCGACUUCAUAUGAUCUUGAAUACAAUCCAUUAACAGCAAUUAAUCAUCAUCAUCAACCAAUAGAUGAAAGAGAAGCUCAUAUACAUGAUAUGAUAUCUACAAUAAAGAAAAAAAAAUCUCCUCAUCAACAAGAAAUUCAAGAAUAUGAUAAUCUUGAAAAUAUAACGAAAUCACAACGAAAACCUAAAUCUGAAACACAACGAAAAACGACGGAUAAUUAUGGAUCUGAACAUGAAUUGAGUCCAACAUCUCUUUCUAAUGGUACACAUGGUGCACAUUAUUCUACUAGAUCAAUGCGAACACGUACAAGUGAUUACGAUAGUGGACUUGGUACAAAUAAUACAACUAAAUUAAGUCGUGAUAGUAAAUUAAAUACAACUAUGAUGGAUGAAAGUCAUUAUCAAUCAAUUGAUGAAGAUAGACGACGAUAUACGGAUGAAGAACGAGAAACAAUGUCAAGUGUAUCAUCAUCACGUUCAAGUGGUUCCGGUGCAGUAAGCCCUGGAAUUCCUUAUAAUAAAUAUACAGAAAGAUUCGACACUUUGUCAUCAUUGAAACCACUUAACGAAAGCUAUCGUCGAAAACCUACCGGACAAUCAGAAUUUUAUCCAUCAGAUAACGAAGCAUACAUGAGUGAUUCAUUUGAUCGAAUUCCACAAUUAUCAUCACAUAAAAGAAAACCUCGUGAUGGUCAUCCGAGUUUAAAAUCACCACAGGUUAAUUCUCAUCAAUCACGUUCAACAACUUUUGAUCGAAGUAUGUCAACAGAAAGUAUUGGCGCACAUAAUUAUACAAGCAGUUUACAUCGACCACAAACAGCACCACAAGAUACAUCAAAAAUAGAUCAUCAUCAUCAUCAACAACAACAUAAAACGGGUAGAAAAUAUCAAACUGGUUUUGUUCAUCGACAAAUAACAGCAUCAUCAUCAGCAAAUCCGGAAAAAAUGUAUAGAAGUGCAUGUUAUAUCGAUGAACCACAUACACAUCGACGAUCACAAGACAAACUUGAUCAAAAUCAACGACAGUAUAAUACACAAACCAAUAAUCUUUAUUUAGAUCCUCAUACAGGCACUGUUUAUCGAUAUGUACCUAAUAAAAAUCAAACUUCAACAGUAACAUAUUAUCAACCAGCUUCUCAACCGAAUUCAUCUACCAAACUAUAUAAAUGUGCUGAUUGUGGUAGUAUGACGACAUAUCAACAUCGUCAUCAUAUACAUUCAACUGCAAGACGAAUUUCAACUGAUAUAGACGAUCCUGGUUAUGAAAGUGGAAACAGAAAAAUCAUUCGACAUCGUCAUUAUAUUGACGUAACAUCUUCUGAUAGUGAUUCAGAAGAAAAUCCAACUGAAUAUGAUCUGAAUGUAUUAAACGAAGCUUGUGAACGAGCAAAAAAAGUACAGCAUCGUUCACAAACUUUAUCUAGACAUAUUAAUCGUCAAUUAAACCUUAUUUUAGCUACUAUUUAA